This is a messenger RNA of Phaeodactylum tricornutum CCAP 1055/1, 582 nucleotides long. RefSeq lists its product with no specific name. Lineage: Eukaryota; Bacillariophyta; Bacillariophyceae; Surirellales; Neidiaceae. The record is from RefSeq and is a predicted model, not a curated record. The annotation marks the transcript as partial. The transcript is spliced from 2 exons. Gene Ontology annotation, molecular function: RNA binding; pseudouridine synthase activity. Gene Ontology annotation, cellular component: mitochondrion. Gene Ontology annotation, biological process: tRNA modification; mRNA pseudouridine synthesis.
AUGGUCAAAGUCGGACACGGUGGUACUCUAGACCCCCUCGCAACGGGUGUACUCGUCAUUGGCGUUGGAUCUGGAACGAAAGAGUUGCAAAGGUACUUGACCGGAUCGAAGAGGUAUAUUGCUGGUGCAGAGCUCGGCUUCGAGACGACAACGCUAGAUUCGGAGGGAAAUGUGACGAAGACUGCAUCUUUUGAUCAUCUGAGUGUGGAUGCGAUCGAGAAUGUUCUUCCAGAUUUCACUGGUCCGAUUUCACAAAUCCCACCGAUCUUCAGCGCACUUCGAAGAAACGGCAAGAAACUUUACACAUUAGCCCGAGAGGGCGUUUCCGCGGAUGAGAUAGAGAUCGAGGCACGUCAAGUUGAGAUUUAUGACCUGACGCUUGUUGCUAAGGCUACCACAAAGCUGCCAAGAUUUCAAUUGGAUGUCGAAUGUGGAGGUGGGACCUAUAUACGAUCCUUGGUACGGGAUAUAGGGUACAAGCUCGACUCGGUCGCUACCAUGAUCGCUCUCGAGCGAACGCAACAAGGACAGUUUGAGCUGGACAAGUGCCUCGCCAAAGAUGAAUGGUCUGCUGAUAGCAUU